AUGACUACAAUGGAUUUGCGUGUCGGCAAUAAGUAUCGCAUCGGUCGGAAGAUUGGCUCCGGAUCUUUCGGUGAUAUUUACCUGGGCACGAAUAUCAUCUCGGGUGAGGAGAUUGCCAUCAAGCUCGAGUCCGUCAAGGCCAAGCACCCUCAGCUUGAGUAUGAGGCUCGAGUCUACAAGUCUCUUGCCGGCGGCGUUGGUAUCCCUUUUGUUCGUUGGUUCGGAACGGAAUGUGACUACAAUGCGAUGGUAUUGGAUUUGCUGGGUCCCAGUUUGGAAGACCUCUUCAACUUCUGCAACCGAAAGUUCUCCUUGAAGACGGUUCUCUUGCUCGCGGACCAGUUGAUUUCCCGUAUCGAGUACAUCCACGCCAAGUCCUUCAUCCACCGCGACAUCAAGCCCGACAACUUUUUGAUGGGCAUCGGCAAGCGAGGAAACCAGGUCAAUGUCAUCGACUUUGGUUUGGCCAAGAAAUACCGGGACCCCAAGACUCACUUCCAUAUCCCCUAUCGUGAGAACAAGAAUUUGACGGGCACGGCUCGAUACGCGUCGAUUAACACUCAUCUUGGCGUUGAACAAUCUCGUCGGGAUGACAUGGAGUCGCUGGGCUAUGUGAUGUUGUACUUCUGCCGCGGGUCGCUUCCUUGGCAGGGUCUUAAGGCCGCUACUAAGAAGCAGAAAUACGACCGUAUUAUGGAGAAGAAGAUGACGACGCCGACUGAGGUCCUGUGCCGCGGAUUCCCCAAUGAAUUCGCCAUCUACCUCAACUACACUCGUUCUCUCCGGUUCGAUGAUAAGCCUGACUACAGCUAUCUCCGGAAAAUAUUCCGCGAUCUCUUCGUUCGUGAAGGGUUCCAGUACGAUUAUGUCUUUGACUGGACCGUUUACAAGUAUCAGAAGAAUGCGCAAGCCAUUGCCCAGGCUGCUGGUCAGGGCCAGGGUGAGGAGGACGACAAAGGCCGACGAGCUAACGCCGCGACCGCCGGACAGACACCUCAGGCCGUUGCAGUCAAGCCCAACGCCAUCCCAAGCUCUCGCCGCAAGGUGAUCGAGCGCGGCGCACCCGGCGUUGACACUCCAGAAACAAACCGCGCCGUCGGGGGAAGCGACAGGAUGCUGCGAUCAGCUUCCAAAGGUCAAGGCGUUGGCUCAGGAUACGCCUCCGGAUCGUACCGACCGAAAUGAUUCCUGGUCAUUGCUACCCUGGUCUCACUCGUUGCGUUGUGGCGGGCGUAACAGUUGCGUAGCCCGCACCACGGAGAAACAAACCCGGCAAUCGUGGAAGCCUCCUUCGCCCCCACCUCCGUAUUGGCCCGAAAGAACAAGAGAUCCAAUACCGGACCUACGCCAAGUAUCACACCGGAUAGAGGACCACGC
This is a messenger RNA of Durotheca rogersii, 1377 nucleotides long. RefSeq names its product casein kinase I isoform epsilon. The transcript has 4 exons. Gene Ontology annotation, cellular component: nucleus; cytoplasm. Gene Ontology annotation, biological process: peptidyl-serine phosphorylation; endocytosis; signal transduction. Gene Ontology annotation, molecular function: ATP binding; protein serine/threonine kinase activity. NCBI's taxonomy places the organism in Eukaryota, Fungi, Ascomycota, Sordariomycetes, Xylariales, Xylariaceae. The record is from RefSeq and is a predicted model, not a curated record. Bases 1 to 1185 code for a protein of 394 amino acids.